AUAUCACACAACUAAUCGGGAGACGUCUUAUUUGUUUUUGUUGUGUAAACAAAUCGUUUGCGUGCGCGACUAACCGUAUCUAGGCAACGCGACGUCGAUCGAGAGGCCAAGGCGGUGCAUUGAUAACGGUGGCGCACUGGUUUAGCGCGGCUCUUUCGCUACGAACGACGGUCGAAGCGAGAUCAAUAAGCGAUGACGGGUGCCGAUCGCUGAAUUCUGACAAUCGCAGUUACACAGCAUUCCAUCUACCGCCGACGUGACAUACUUUCAUAGGGUUGUCUAUAGUCGGUUCGUCGACGUUUGUUAGACCUUCGCAUCUGCACUUCGAUCGGUGUCGGGUUUAAUCGGCGCGGAGUCUUUGAGCACAGGCGCAAUCAUGAGUAAACAGUUAGAUCAGCUCACCGACGUGUUCAUAUCGGACGAGGUAUUAUUGAUGUGCCAUAACUUGGCGCUACUCACUGAAAAGGAAGAGGUUGCCGCUCUACUCAUCGGCCAGAAAAUAGUACACGAGAAUGGGAUCACUGUAUCUGUGACUGCGCUAUCGAUACCGCCCCGGGGAGAGAUCAAAAAGGAUCGCGUGGAAAUCAUGUCUGAAGACUUGGUAAACGCUAUGGAAGAUGCCAAACACUUCUCUCGCGUCAAAGGUGCUAACUUGAACGUCAUUGGCUGGUAUCAUUCACAUCCUCACAUCACUGUGUGGCCAUCUAAUGUCGAUUUGCAAACUCAAUUGAACUUACAAAACAUGGAUUCAUGUUUUAUUGGUAUAAUUUGUUCCUCGUAUAAUACAGAUACUACAACAAUGAUGAAAGAAAUGAAAACAGUAUGCUUUCAAGCUAAACAAAUAAAUGGUAUGGUGCACAGAAUAGAUGUUAAAUUUCAGGUUGCACCUACAACUUGUACCAGCCAAUUGUCAUUUGGAGUAAUUGUAAAGCACAUAGAAACAUUGUAUGACGAACUCAUAAAAAAUUAUAAUGAAGCAAAUGAAGGUGUUAUAAGUCCAAUGGCUCAGCUUCAUAAUGAUUCAGUAUACACAUUGUCUGGAAUACAUAUGCUAGAAACAGUGGCUAAACCUAUGCUGCAAAUGUUAGAAACGCAACGUGAAAGUUCAACUAAAAGAAUUCAAAGUCUUCAAACCAAACUAGAACAGCUAUCAUUGGGUAUUAAUGAUGAGCAUUAUUGUGACGGUACAAACAAAACUUACAAUGAUCAAGAAAAUAGUGAUAAUUCUGACGACAGCUUUAGCACAUCAGUACCAACAAUUAAUCAACCUAAAGAAACGAAGAAAGGGAACAAGUCCAGUAUGGUAUCCUCUCCAGUUUAAAUUCAUAAACAAUAAGCAGCUUCAGUAGAAUCAUACUUAAUGAAUUUAAUAACUAUUUUAUUUUAUCAUUAACAGUCAUUUUUUUUUUAUAAUAUAUUUAUUGUACAUAAAGUAGGCAUUGUUUAAAUGUUUUUUUUUUUUUUUUACCAAUAGUUUUGAUACUAUACCUUUAAUUGGUCAGUCUUAAGCAAAAGUAUAUUCAUUUGAGUGUGGGCCAAGAAUAAAUUUUGUAGAUGGUAAAUAUUUUGAUUUUCACAAUAGUAUUGAGUAUAUAUUGUAUAAAGAAACAAUGUACUAUAAAAAUGUCCUACGCUCCUGGGGAGGUGGCUAAUAGAUGGCGCAUGGAAAAAUUUGUUGAGGAGGCGAAAACAGUGUAGUAAUUCUACCUUAUAAUAAUUAUUGUACAUAAUCGCUAGUGUCAAAUUAAUCAUUAUAAAUUAUAAUAUUCACCUUUACUCUAGAAUGUACAAUAUAGCAGGAAAAUUAAAUAAUUAUAUUAUAGAUAUUAUUGUUAUUAUUAUUAUGUCAAACAAUAAAAUACGGGUAAUAACAUAAUAUUAAUUAAUUUAGCAUAUUAAAAAAUAAAAUAAUAUUGAUAGUGA
Molecule: messenger RNA, 1923 nt
Organism: Acyrthosiphon pisum (pea aphid)
Lineage: Eukaryota; Metazoa; Arthropoda; Insecta; Hemiptera; Aphididae
Product: lys-63-specific deubiquitinase BRCC36
Exons: 7
Coding region: 377-1321 (314 amino acids)
Biological process (GO): protein K63-linked deubiquitination; DNA repair
Cellular component (GO): BRISC complex; BRCA1-A complex
Molecular function (GO): metallopeptidase activity; cysteine-type deubiquitinase activity; protein binding
Source: RefSeq, a predicted model, not a curated record